Molecule: messenger RNA, 416 nt
Organism: Athene cunicularia (burrowing owl)
Lineage: Eukaryota; Metazoa; Chordata; Aves; Strigiformes; Strigidae
Gene: DAPL1
Product: death associated protein like 1
Exons: 3
Coding region: 13-270 (85 amino acids)
Biological process (GO): cellular response to amino acid starvation; apoptotic signaling pathway; negative regulation of autophagy
Molecular function (GO): death domain binding
Source: RefSeq, a predicted model, not a curated record
AAAGCUGGAGGUAUGAGAGUGUCUAAAAAGCAAGAAAGCGGACCUGUUGAGAAAAAUGCUAAAGCUCCAGGAAAAGAAAAGACAAGUGCUGUUGCUGGUUUUUCAAAAACUCAGAACACGGGUGUCUUGCUAGCACAAGUGUUGAGCAAAAUGAGCCACAAAAUUCAUGCAGCAGCAUUGCAAGUGGCUCAUGAAAAGCCACAGCCUGCCUUGGAGAAGUUCAUACUGCCUAAAAGAAUUUACAUUAUUCAACAGCCACGGAAGUGUUAAAGAUACUCUUUAAAAUCCUCAUGUUUGCUUAAAAGUUGAGUUUCUGUUCUAAAUAGCACUUAGCACCCUGUGGUAAAAUGAUCAAAACCUGUGUGCCUUGUAUUCUACUGUAUUUCUGUUACUGACAAUAAAAUUCUUUACAAGAA